AUGGAGCUCUCGGCGGUGGGGGAGCGGGUGUUCGCGGCCGAAGCCCUCCUGAAGCGGCGCAUCCGGAAAGGACGCAUGGAAUACCUCGUGAAAUGGAAGGGCUGGUCGCAGAAGUACAGCACAUGGGAGCCAGAAGAGAACAUCCUGGACGCCCGCCUGCUCGCGGCCUUUGAGGAAAGGGAGCGAGAAAUGGAGCUCUAUGGCCCCAAAAAGCGAGGACCCAAGCCCAAGACCUUCCUCCUCAAGGCUCAAGCCAAGGCCAAAGCCAAGACUUAUGAGUUCCGGAGUGACUCAGCCAGGGGCAUCCGGAUUCCCUACCCUGGCCGUUCACCCCAGGACCUGGCAUCCACCUCCCGAGCCCGAGAGGGCCUCCGGAACAUGGGCACCAGCAGCACCAGCAGCACCUGCCGAGCCGAGCCUCCUCCUCGGGACAGGGACAGGGACAGGGACCGGGACCGUGAGCGCGAGAGGGAGCGGGAACGAGAACGGGAGAGGGCUGCCAGUCGGGCGGACGACAAGCCCAGCUCGCCAGGCGACAGCUCCAAGAAGCGAGGCCCCAAGCCCCGGAAGGAGCUGCUGGACCCCUCACAGAGGCCACUGGGAGAGCCCAGUGACAGCCUGGGAGAAUACCUCAAAGGCAGGAAGCUGGACGACACCCCUUCCGGGGCAGGAAAGUUCCCGGCAGGCCACAGUGUGAUCCAGCUGGCCCGGAGGCAGGACUCAGACAUGGCGCAGUGUGGCAUGGCCAGCCCCAGCGCCUCAGAGGCCACAGGCAAGCUGGCCAUGGACACCUUCCCCGCCAGGGUGAUAAAGCACCGGCCUGCCUUCCUGGAGGCCAAAGGCCAGGGCACCCUGGACUCUGGUGGCCCCCGGGUCCGACAUGGUUCCGGCACCCCUGCCUCCAUGGGCAGUCUUUACCGGGACAUGGGAGCCCAGGGAGGAAGACCAUCUCUCAUCGCCAGGAUCCCAGUGUCCAGAAUCCUGGGGGACCCGGAAGAAGAGUCCUGGAGCCCCUCUCUGACAAACCUGGAAAAGGUGGUGGUCACUGAUGUGACCUCAAACUUUUUGACCGUUACCAUUAAGGAAAGUAACACGGACCAAGGCUUUUUUAAAGAGAAGAGAUGA
Messenger RNA from Elephantulus edwardii (Cape elephant shrew), 1125 nucleotides. RefSeq names its product chromobox homolog 8 (gene CBX8). The record is from RefSeq and is a predicted model, not a curated record. Bases 1 to 1125 code for a protein of 374 amino acids. NCBI's taxonomy places the organism in Eukaryota, Metazoa, Chordata, Mammalia, Macroscelidea, Macroscelididae. The transcript has 5 exons.